Pimephales promelas (fathead minnow) is the source of this 3703-nucleotide messenger RNA. RefSeq names its product RAD51 paralog C (gene rad51c). Gene Ontology annotation, molecular function: four-way junction DNA binding; ATP-dependent DNA damage sensor activity; ATP binding. Gene Ontology annotation, biological process: reciprocal meiotic recombination; meiotic DNA recombinase assembly; DNA repair. NCBI's taxonomy places the organism in Eukaryota, Metazoa, Chordata, Actinopteri, Cypriniformes, Leuciscidae. Gene Ontology annotation, cellular component: Rad51B-Rad51C-Rad51D-XRCC2 complex; Rad51C-XRCC3 complex; replication fork. The record is from RefSeq and is a predicted model, not a curated record.
CUUUUAUUUUGAAGAGCAUUUUCCCAUUCAAUGUCGUCUCUUGUUUUGGAGGGAGUAUCAAAAGGAAGAAUUUUUUUUUCCUUUAACGAAAAUGCUCGAUCGAUAGUAAAUCCUGCAGAGUACAUUUUACGUGGUUAAAACUAAAAGCUUGUGUAUUUUAGCCUAUAAUAUGUUCUAAACUGGCAUAGUAACGUUAUCGACAACAGUAGUGUUGAAAAUGCACAGGACUGUGCCCAGCCUUCCCCUGGCGCCCUCAGUGAAGGUAAAACUCAUCAAUGCGGGUUUCCAAGUGGCCUCAGACUUGACUGAAAUGCGUCCUCUUCAGCUCUGCAAAGAGGCAGGUAUAUCACAAGAGGAGGCAGUGGAGGUGUUGCAGAUGUUGAAGGAUGAUGCUCAUCCCCAUCAGCAGAGAGCGCCAACAGAGAGCCUUACAGCCCUGGAUCUUCUGCACCAGGAGCAGACUCUGGGGAGCAUUGUAACAUUCUGCUCAGGCCUGGAUGAUGUCCUUGGAGGGGGUGUACCUGUGGGAAAGACCACAGAGAUCUGUGGAGCCCCUGGUGUCGGAAAAACUCAGCUAUGCAUGCAGCUGGCUGUGGAUGUGCAGAUUCCUGUGUGUUUUGGAGGCCUGGGAGGAAAGGCACUGUAUGUAGACACCGAAGGCAGUUUCUUGGUGCAGAGGGUUGCUGAUAUGGCGAAGGCAGCCGUGCAGCACUGCACCCUUCUAGCAGAGGAUACAGAACAGAAACAAGCUUUAGAGGAACUUACUGUCGAUAAGAUCUUGUCCAACCUCUUCUUGGUCCGUUGCCAUGACUAUGUAGAGCUGUUAGCUGAGGUUUACCUCCUACCUGACUUCCUGUCUGAGCAUCCUGAGGUGCGGUUAAUAGUGAUUGACAGCAUUGCCUUCCCAUUCCGCCAUGACUUUGAGGAUCUUUCUCAAAGGACCCGCCUCCUGAACGGCCUUGCCCAGCAGCUCAUCCAACUAGCAACACAACACAGUUUAGCGGUUAUUUUGACGAAUCAGAUGACAACAAGAGUUUCAAAUGGCCAAUCCAAGCUGGUUCCUGCAUUAGGUGAGAGUUGGGGUCAUGCUGCGACACAGAGGCUCAUCCUGCAUUGGGAGGGACUGAGGAGGCUUGCCUCCCUGUACAAAUCCCCAAGUCAAAUGGAGGCCACAAUUCAGUAUCAGAUUACAGUCCAGGGUUUCAGGGAUGCCCCAGAUGAACCCAGACAUGCUUCACCUUCAGGAAACACCAGCAAACGCCCUCGAAUGGAGGAUCUGUCUUGAGGAUCUGGCAGGAAUGUACAGAUAUUUAUAUAUUAUAUGAAAAGUCAAAUAAUAACAAUUAGGUCUUGGAUUAUUAAUUUAAUAAAGUAUAGAAUAUUAGUGGAUGACUAAUAUAAAUUUCGGUGCCCGGCGAUUACAAUUCAGGAGUAAAUAAUGAAAAUGCAAAGCUAUUCCAAAGUGACCAAAACUUAAAUUGGAUGACGGAUCUGGUUAAAAGCUAUAUAUUUAUCAAAGCUAUUCUUGCCAUCACCACUUUUCCUGGCUAAUCUCUUGUAUAUAAUUAUGCAAAAUUGUUUUUCUGCAGCUUCAAGUGCUAGCGAUUAAUCAAAGUAAUUGACAAUCACCAGUAAUUAAUCACGUCACUUAAAUUGCAUGGGCCAAAACUUUGUGGCAUAAUAUGCUAAAUUAGUAAGAGUGUAUUGAAUAAUUUGGCUCUAAUGAACCCAGUGAGAAGGUGUUGUGUAUAUUGUGUUGUACAGAUGACUUUCUGUCUUGCUUGUUGCAUGAGUGACAAUAUGAAGAUAAAGAGUUUACCUCUCACAUUCGCCUCCAAGUAACAGUAAUAAUUUAGCCGCAGAUUGUUCCCGUUCAAUAUCGGUAUAUCAUCCAGGUUCAGUUUGUUCCCAGUGUGUAUGUGAGGUUCAUCGCUUUAAUUGAAUUAUACACUGGGAAGCCAGCAUUACAUCAGCACAAAGAUAAAAUAUGAGCACUUCACCUCGUAUUUCCUUGGCUGGCAAUGGAUAGUUUAGACAUCGGGCAGAAGAAUUGAUUUUGUGGACAGAAGAGGACAUUCUGUUCUUGAUGUUUUUAACCUGCAUGUUAAGACACAUGGUUAGAUCAUGAAUGAAGAAUUGUCUGUGACUGCUAGACUAAUAGGAUUACAUCAUUUGUCAGGUCAGGUUUAAGAUGAGUGACUGUUCAGUUGUGUCCUAACAGACACUGGACCUCGGGCUUUCUCAGGUGAGGAAGGUACACUGGGUAUUAUUCCUACACUGCAUCAGACAUGAGUCAUGACAUAAUAUCACAGGUUACUGUCUGACUGUGAAAACAAUUUCAGAUUGCUGCAUACCGGCAAGGAUACACUUUGUCAUAUUUUACAAAUAGGCACUAUAACAUUUUAAAAAUAGUGAGUCAAAUAUAUAAAAGUGUUCUGUCAUUUUUUUUACCUAGCAAUAGCUGUGGUAACUGUAAUAUUUUUCCAGUAACUAUGUUCAAUACAAGUAGUAAACAUGGAAUAUAUUUGAAACUAUGCUAAUAGUAGUAUCUGGCAACCCACAGAUUAAAUAACAAUGAUCAUUCUGAAAUGGGAUGGGAUAUUCCAAUAAUCCGUUAUUUGAACACACUUUCAGGAUUUUCUGUCAUUUUAAUUUCUCAGCAAUAACUGGAGUUGAUUAGAAUAUUUUGAGUGAAAAUAUUUACACUAGUACAUCUUUGAAAGGGUUAAUUUUCCGUUUAAUGUUAUCUGGCAACCCCCGUUCGAACUAACAACGCAUGCUUUAAAACCACAGUAAAUAUCGGGUCCAGUUAACUAUUUGGCUUCUGAUAUGCUUCAAAAUAUCUUCCCUUGUGUUCAGCAGAAGAUAGAAAUUCAUACAGGUUUGAAAAACUUGAUGACAGAACUAUCCCUUCAAGGUUAUUUAUACUAAUAUCUGGCAACCUGCAGCUGAACUAACAAUGCCUGGUAGCAGAACAGUUAAUUCCCAGCGAUGUUGUGAAAUCUACAACAGUUGUUAUUUUUAGCUUAAGCUCUGAUGUCCUAUAUACACGCACAGCGAGCAUCACUUAUCGAGUUUCCCCACUCAUAAACAUUCUCUCGAAGCGCUCUGUCGAAGUAAGCCUCGGCCGUUUCGAAUAAACGAUUAAAGAAUUGUUUCGCACAGCGUGUGAAUCAGUCUCAGCCUAAUCAGAUUUUAAUACCUGCAUCAAAUUUAUGAGGGCUAGCAAACAGCCCUCAUGUUGACGGUUUUAAAUGUACAUUGGGGCCAUUAUAUAGUGAUAUUAUUUCAACUUUGGCAUGAAAUAGGUUAUAAUCCGUCUAAACUGUGUUUGUUUGCGAGAUAACGUUGAAGGAGUGCCAAAUGCCAAAUGAGGACGAUGCAGACUAAACCUAAAUCGAUCAGCAAGAACCAUAGGCUGAUUACGUCACGAGCUUUUGUGUUCGAUCGACGUCAUACGUUCAAGGAGCCACGAAACUGAUGUGGCUAAAAAAGGUUGGCUUAGCGCGCGCAUCACGGACUUGCGUCUACUGGAAAGUUAUUUAUAACAAAACUGAUAUUCUCACACUAUCAGUGUUUUAUAUAUAGUCUGGCUCGUGCAAACACUCCAGAAGUGCGUUGUUUAGGUCUCUUUGUGUGUUUUCCUCGAUGCACAUUUCUUUUUUAGUAGGCCAACAGAACACAGCACGUGUAAAUAAUAAUA